CAGCACAUUAAGCUCAUUGGCAUUGCUCUUAUCAACUUUGUGUUGUUGUGGUGUUUUUUUCGUUUAACCUAUGAUAGUGUUUGCGCAUGCGCGUGCUAUUUAAUCAGUGCGUUUUGUUGUUUAUUUUUGUCGACGUCGAAGAGAAAUAAUAAUAAACAAACAUACAAACGAACAAGCGAAUGCCUAAGUGUGAAUUUGAACUAAAACUGAGUAGAAAUGUGUUAAACAAUUUUAAUGCAAUGCUUAUUCCAUUGUAACGACUGUGAAACGCAACAACGUGUCCAAAGUACUGCUGUGCACCUUCAUAAAGUGAUUGUUACUUUUUUCUAAAACAAAAAAAAAAUCAUUUUAAUUCAGAAAAAUGUUGAAAUUUGCCGUGAAAAACAAUUUGCAAUUGUUUUGUGUCCUGUUGUGUGCGAUCUGUGGACUUAUCGGGAAUGUCGCCACGAAGCCGACAAUCAACUUCAGCCUGCCACAGAGCUUUCCCUCAUUCGCCUCAUUCACGCAGCAGUACUUCGAGAGUCGUAAUUUGCGUCAGAUGAAAACGUACAGUGGAAAGCGGCUUACAAAUGACUCGUUAAUAAUGAUCUACUAUCAUGACUCUACCAUUGCCGUGACCGAGUUGGGACCAGAGAAGCUGUUGUUGAGUUGCGAACUGAUUGAAAUUUACAAUGACAGCGAUGGAAAAACUUUACUCGAAGGACUUGCCAAAUACAAUCGGCCGCUGCGAAUAACAUUCGAGGAAAUGCUGAAACUCAUGAACCAAUGUGAGCGUGUCGACAAGCUGACAUAUGCUUCGCGCAAUCGCGGCAAGUCCAUAGAUGUCAGUGCGAGCAACAACAGUCCCGCGAAUAAUGGUGCUUCAAAUUUGGCGGCAAAUAUAUUUCCGAAAAGUCCAUUUUCAUUAUUGAGUGGCAUCAUACCGGGCACAAAAUGGUGUGGCACCGGCGACAUUGCGGAAACCUACAGUGAUUUGGGCACUGAAAUGGAUAUGGAUCGAUGCUGUCGCCUUCACGAUCUGUGCCCGGUGAAGAUACGUGCCUAUCAAAACAAAUACGAGCUGAUGAAUGACUCCUUGUAUACAAAAUCUCACUGCAUUUGCGACGAUAUGCUGUACUCAUGUCUCAAAAGUGCCAACACGUCGGCGGCGCAACUGAUGGGCUCAAUCUACUUCAAUCUGGUGCAAGUGCCCUGCUUGGCAGGAAGCAAUGACAAAUAUCGCUUUCGAGCGGCCAAAGAGGGUUUCUAAAGUAGAAGCUGAGCGUCAGUCUUUGGUAUAUUUUAUUUAUAAUAAAUAAAAUUAUAAAAAACGUGCAAAGCAGGAAUAGCCAAACUUUUGUAAAAUAUAUUUAUAUUAUUUUUGUACAAAACUUAAUUUGUUGUUAUGUAUGAUUUGCGUUAGCACUUAAGGACUAGCAUAAAGCGGAAAUACAAGUUUUUAUUUAUUUUAUACUUUUUCACAAAAAAUAAAGAGAUGGUUAUUUAUUUAUAAACAAAAA
Molecule: messenger RNA, 1499 nt
Organism: Bactrocera dorsalis (oriental fruit fly)
Lineage: Eukaryota; Metazoa; Arthropoda; Insecta; Diptera; Tephritidae
Exons: 6
Coding region: 362-1249 (295 amino acids)
Biological process (GO): arachidonate secretion; phospholipid metabolic process
Source: RefSeq, a predicted model, not a curated record